CAUAUUCUUCCUGCGAUGUGCUAGCUUGACUCAACUUGUCAAAAAUGGAGUUGUUCGUAGUGUGCGAUUGGAGUUAGUUCAUGUAAUUCAGUGGUAUUCAGGCAUUUAUUUGGGCAACACAUGAAACAUCAGCUACAGGCAGUAUGGCGACUUUGGAUCAGAAAUCUCCCAAUGUGCUUCUCCAGAGCCUCUGCUGCAGAAUCACGGGGAAAAGCGAAGCUGAAGUUGCCCACCAGUUCCAGUAUGCGGUACGAGUCAUCGGCAGUAACUAUGCCCCCACUAUUGAACGGGAUGAGUUCCUGGUGUCAGAGAAGAUCAAGAAAGAAUUGCUGAAGCAGAGGAGAGAGGCAGAUGCUGCUCUGUUCUCAGAGCUGCACAGAAAACUUCAGACGCAGGGUGUUCUGAAGCAUCGCUGGUCUGUUCUCUACCUGCUGCUCAGCCUCUCUGAAGACCCUCGGAAACCGUCCAGCAGGGUUGGGAACUAUGGGGCACUGUUUGCCCAGGCUCUCCCCAGGGACGCCCACUCCACCCCAUUCUACUGCACCCGACCGCAGAGUCUGGCCCUGAGCUAUGGGGAGAGGCCUGUGGGUCUGUCAGCCAGCAUGGGGACCAGUGGCAUCUCCAGUCUGGGAGUGUAUACACUCAAUGGACCUACACCAACGCCACAGUCACUGCUGACUGGUCUGCAGCAGCAGCCAGUCAGCCCCUGGGCUCCCGUGCUCGGACCUCCAGCUCCCUCCACCAGAGUGGUCCGUCCUCGCCGAGACGGUGACACAGCUGGGGAGGUGAACGAGGCGGCGCUGGUGCGGGACAUCCUCUACGUCUUCCAGGGAAUUGAUGGCAAGUUCAUCAAGAUGAGUGCCCAGGACAGCUCCUACAAAAUAGAUAGCAAGGUGGUGCUGUGCAAGUCCUUGAGGGACACCAGCAGCAGACUGGCUGAGCUUGGCUGGCUCCACAACAAAGUCAGGAAAUACACAGACGCCAGAAGCCUUGACCGUGCAUUUGGUCUGGUCGGACAGAGCUUCUGUGCCUCACUCCACCAGGAGUUGAAGGAGUACUACAGGCUGUUGUCCGUUCUCCACUCACAGUUGCAGGUGGAGGACGAGCAAGGUGUGACCGUGUGCACUGACAGCAGUUUGACUCUCAGGAGGCUGUUGGUCUGGAUGUACGACCCCAAAGUCCGGCUCAAGACGCUGGCUGCCCUCGUCGAUUUCUGCCAAGGUCGGAAGGGAGGUGAGCUGGCCUCAGCUGUCCAUGCCUACGGGAAAACAGGGGACCCACAGAUGAGAGCGUUGGUUCAACACAUCCUCAGCCUGGUGUCACACCCUAUCCUCAACUUCCUCUACAGGUGGAUCUACGAUGGAGAGCUUGAGGACACCUACCACGAGUUCUUUGUUGCAUCAGAUCCCAAUGUGAAGACUGAUCGUCUGUGGCAUGACAAGUACUCCCUCAGGAAGUCAAUGAUCCCCUCAUUCAUCACCAUGGACCAGGCCCGCAAGGUUCUGCUGAUUGGUAAAUCCAUUAACUUCCUGCAUCAAGUUUGUCAUGACCGAACGCCACCAGGCAAAAUCACACCAGCAUCCAAGUCUGCAGACACACCUAAAGAUGCUGCUGAGCUGCUGUCUGACCUGGAGGGGGCGUUUCAGGAGAAGAUUGACGCUGCCUACUUUGACACCAGUAAAUAUCUACUGGAUGUUCUCAACUGCAACUACCUGCUGCUAGAGCAUCUGCAGGCCAUGAGGAGAUACGUACUGCUGGGCCAAGGAGACUUCAUCAGACAUCUCAUGGACCUGCUCAAACCAGAGUUAGCACGUCCUGCAACCACUUUGUACCAGCACAACCUGACUGGUAUCUUGGAGACAGCAGUCAGAGCCACCAACGCCCAGUUUGACAAUGCAGAGAUUCUCAAGAGGCUGGAUGUGCGUCUGCUAGAGGUGUCUCCUGGCGAUACAGGCUGGGAUGUUUUCAGCCUGGACUACCAUGUGGAUGGACCCAUCGCUACGGUGUUCACAAGAGAAUGUAUGGGCCACUAUCUGCGUGUGUUCAACUUCCUGUGGAGGGCCAAGAGGAUGGAGUACACACUAACUGACAUCUGGAAGGGACAGAUGUGUAAUGCCAAGCUGCUCAAAAAUAUGCCUGAGUUGUCUGGUGUGUUGCAUCAGUGUCACAUCCUGGCCUCCGAGAUGGUCCACUUCAUCCACCAAAUGCAGUACUACAUCACCUUCGAGGUGCUAGAGUGCUCCUGGGACGAGUUGUGGAACAAAGUGCAGCAGGCUCAAGACCUCGACCACAUCAUCGCCGCCCAUGAAGUCUUCCAGGACACAAUCAUCUCCAGAUGCCUGUUGGACAAUAACAGCAGGUCUCUUUUGAACCAGCUGAGGGCCAUAUUUGACCAGAUCAUCGAGUUUCAGAGCGCUCAGGACUCCCUGUACCGCUUGGCACUGGAGGAACUCAGCCUGAGACUGCAGUAUGAAGAGAAGAAACAGCAGAGAGAGGAGGAGGGUCAGUGGGGAGUGACGGCGGAACAGGAGGCAGAGGAAAAGAAAAGGGUCCAGGAGUUCCAGGAGACCAUACCAAAGAUGCGCUCCCAGCUCCGCAUCCUCACCCACUUCUACCAGAGCAUAGUCCAGCAGUUCCUGGUGUUGCUGAUGACCAGCUCAGAUGAGAGUCUGCGUUUCCUCAGCUUCAGACUGGAUUUCAACGAACACUACAGGGCCAGAGAGCCGAGGCUGAGAGCCUCACUAGGUGCCACGCGAGGGCGACGGCUGUCAAACAUCUUGUGACGAUGAUGGCACAGAUGUUUCUAGUCACCGGCACACGGGGGAUGACAUCACAGCGACGGGCUGACCAGCAGACUCUCAGCGCUUCAUGUCCAGAUGAUGUCAUGCCUUGGAGGAGCGAUCCCACGCUGUUCUGAACAUUAGGGCUUUGCAGCUGUCACCAAGUGAUGACAUCACAGUGAAGUCAGCUGAGCUGCAUCACUAAAGAAUAAAGUCCAGUAAAUCAGAGUGAGAGCUUGUUGUUAGUCAACAAACCCUAAACAGAAUUCUGCAAAAGGAAAGGAAAACCGUGUGUGUGUGGAGGUAACACACAGCUGCUGUCAGACUGAGCUCCAGAAUCACACAGGGCCACCUUACAUGGCAUGCCUUAUCAGCGCGGUUGCCAAAUCUAGUCCCAACACACACAAUGUAUGUACAUAGAGGUAAUGCUAACAUGUAUAUAUGCUGUACACCUUAACUGAUACCUGUGGCUUUCAUUUUUCACUAGGGUUCGACUGAUAUGGAUUUUAUUUUUUCAAUUUUGUGUUUGUAGGAGUUACUAAAAUAAUUAAUUUUUGUUCAUUUUUAUUAUAAGUACUCCAAAGCAGAUAGUAUUUCUGCUGCAGUUUUGUUCUGAAUUACAGUAUGAGCCACUGAAAGUGUGCGAUCAGGCAGGAGUCUUCACACCAGUGUAUCGGCUUAACCCUAGCUCUCAGAUCUCCUCCUUAAUAUCCAGGGUUUUUCAGUAUGUCAGGUCAGCCGUCCAGUCACAAUCAUACAGAGGAUUUGGAAGCAUGUACACACCUGCAGGUAAUCCUGCUUUGACUGACAUGAAGACAACUCUAACUCAUACAGACAUACAACCCCCCUUUUUGUGUACUUUGUUAGUUACUACUUUGUUUAUUUUGCCAGAUAGUUUUCUGUUUGGAAACACUUACAUGGCUUCAGACCAGUAAGAUUCAGAGCUUGACUGAUGACUGACAAAUGUUAUGAAGAAUUUGUUUUUUAAAUGUGGUUUCCUUCUGAUUCCCUGCUUAUUUUACAGUAUGUGCUUUUAAGUCUGUAUGAGAGCUGGGUCAUGUUGAAGAAAACGAUCCUCAGCAACCACAGCAACCUCACUUCUGGUUACUGUGUAAACCACGGGAACUCUUAACUGUUCAUAUAUCUGUUUCUUUAAAAAGAAAUGUAAAUAUCUCUAAAUGAAAUUCCAGGUUAAAAGAAUGUAUUAUUAUAGCUGUUCAUAUUAUAAAGAAGAGAGUGUUAUUAAGUGAGGUUUGCUCCAUAAGAGAUGAAGACAAUGACAUGAUUCACAGAGAAUUGAUUCAGUAAAGUCACAGCGUUGCUGUUGUUCAGCCCGAGUUGCAGUUAACGUUUCAUUUAUUGGAUUAACUCAGACUG
Molecule: messenger RNA, 4157 nt
Organism: Monopterus albus (swamp eel)
Lineage: Eukaryota; Metazoa; Chordata; Actinopteri; Synbranchiformes; Synbranchidae
Gene: tubgcp3
Product: tubulin gamma complex component 3
Exons: 23
Coding region: 144-2783 (879 amino acids)
Biological process (GO): meiotic cell cycle; mitotic cell cycle; microtubule nucleation
Cellular component (GO): gamma-tubulin complex; spindle pole; microtubule organizing center
Molecular function (GO): microtubule minus-end binding; gamma-tubulin binding
Source: RefSeq, a predicted model, not a curated record